AUGUUUAUUUUAUUGCAUCUCUUCCUUGAAUGUCUUGGAUAAACCUAAACUUUUUUGAAUUUAGAUAUUGGCAUUCAUAUUUUAUAAACAUUACAAGCUACCUCAGAACCAAACUCCAAAAUUAUAGUAAAAUUAGAAUAAAAAAUUUUCGAUUCUACAUAACUUUUGAUUUGUGAUUCAGAAAUCACCUUAUUGAAAGAAAAUUGUAUUUAGGAUAUUAAUUCUUUUGAUUUAAAAAAGAAUACUUAAAUUGUAUAGCUUGUAUAUGGUUUGAAAUUAGAAAAGUAUUAAGAAUAGUUAUUAUCUAUGAAAUAAUUAAAUGAAUAUCCAUAAGUUAUAGGAACCUAUUCAAAAUAAAUUUCAAAUUUCUCUAUAACAAUAAGUACAAUGAAUAUAUUAGAAUGUGCCUCGUAUUUAAUACAUCUUACUAAUUUAGGUAAUGUUAAAAUAAUGGAAUAUGUUAAAAUGGAAUGUGUGAAUGUUUAGAAGGAUAUUUUGGAGCUGAUUGCAGUAUCAUAGCUCUUGAUAUAACUGUAGAAUCUUAAUACCAUAAGAAUGCAUUUUACUAUUUUAAUAUUAAAGAAUGCAACUAAUAGUCUUGUUCUCUUAAUAUCUAAUUCAAUUAAGUGGGUAAAUAUAGACAAACUUGUUAUGCUGAAAAUUGGUAUUUAUUAUAGUAAAAUGUAAUUGAAAAAAAAGAAAUAAAAAUUAUUGAUGUCCAAUCUUGUUUGUAAAAUAUAAAGAAUUAAAAGUUGAAUCCUAAACAAUUUUCAUAUUAUAUUUUUUAUUUUGAAACCGAAUGUGAAAAUUCUCAAUAAUCUAUCAAUUAAGAUACUAGAAGUAUAUUGAUAAUUGUAAUAACAACAGUUGGAGUAUCUAUAAGUCUAUGUUGUUGCAUUAUUUGCUAUUACUUCUUUUUCAGAAGAAGAAAAGAAGAACACUAGAUACUUCCUACUAUGCCCAUAUAUCCUAAGACAGAAAUUUAAAGAUAUCUACCUAAAUAAGUCUAUAAAUCUUUAAUAAUUUAAUAUCCUGGGUUGACAUCCACAGAUGAAUGUUUGAUUUGUCUUGAUAAAAUUAGAGACUCAGAUUAUGUAAGAUUAACUUAUUGCACACAUAUCUUUCAUAUUUAAUGUAUUGAUAAUUGGUUGGAGAAAAAUAGAAUUUGCCCAGCCUGUAGAUCAGAACUAGAUGAAGUUACUUUGAUUAAAGUUGCAAAAUAAAAGAAAAAUGAUUCCCUUAUAUAUGAAAAUAAAGUAAGUCGUUUGUAUGGAGACAUGGGUACUCCAAAUUUGACUAUGACUCCUCAACUUCGAUCUGUCGAAAUGACUUAAAGACUAUGA
This is a messenger RNA of Paramecium pentaurelia, 1343 nucleotides long. The record is from the annotation of a GenBank genome assembly. Lineage: Eukaryota; Ciliophora; Oligohymenophorea; Peniculida; Parameciidae.